Zingiber officinale is the source of this 648-nucleotide messenger RNA. RefSeq names its product E3 ubiquitin-protein ligase RNF4-like. Gene Ontology annotation, molecular function: metal ion binding. Lineage: Eukaryota; Viridiplantae; Streptophyta; Magnoliopsida; Zingiberales; Zingiberaceae. Bases 1 to 609 code for a protein of 202 amino acids. The transcript has 2 exons. The record is from RefSeq and is a predicted model, not a curated record.
AUGAACACUAUUGGUCCGUCAAUGCAAAUAACGAAGAGACACAAGAAGAAUGCUUCUGAUGAUAAACGGGAUCUUAAUUUAGAUCUCAGGUAUUCUACAAAAGUAGAGAACCUGCUGCAUGAGGAGACCCCUGAUUGCAAACACCCGUUUCCUUCAAAAACAUCUUUUUCCAGUGGUUCUCAGCAGAAUUAUGCUACUGGAUGGCAGGAAAAGAAUUCCACAUUGGCAAGUGACUGCUUACAUAGUUGUGUUGUUGAUCAAGUGGCAAGAUCAACAACACAACUAUGUAAAUCAGUGGAUGAUGGUGUUACAGUACUCAAUUCUCCAUGUGAAUUUCCAAAGAGGAAGAAUAAGAUGGCAUCUGGAAGGCAGUCUGGAGCCCCAAGCACAAGUGCCACCGCAUCCACAAACACAAUGCAAACCGCUGUGUACUGCCCGAUUUGCACGAACCCAUUGUUUCAGCCUUCAACAACGACCUGCGGCCAUAUCUUCUGCCUAAGAUGCAUAAAAGCCUUCAUUCAGGAUCGGAAGAAAUGCCCAACGUGCACGAAGAAACUGAAAGCGACCGAUGUUCAUCUUAUUUACCUUCCCGCAAGAUCAUCCAAUUGACAUGCAUGAUUGCACAUCAGAAACAACCGAAGUCAGCCU